Molecule: messenger RNA, 3651 nt
Organism: Saprolegnia parasitica CBS 223.65
Lineage: Eukaryota; Oomycota; Saprolegniomycetes; Saprolegniales; Saprolegniaceae
Exons: 1
Coding region: 1-3651 (1216 amino acids)
Cellular component (GO): membrane
Molecular function (GO): ATP hydrolysis activity; ATP binding; ABC-type transporter activity
Source: RefSeq, a predicted model, not a curated record
AUGACAACAUCGGGGCUCGCAAUUCAUCUCGCCGAUGUCGCCGUGUCGGCGCCGUUGCCGCUUUGGUCGCGGGUCAAGGCGGUGCUGGGCGACGGAUCCUUGGCGCGUCGGCAAAUCUUGCAUUCGAUGAGCGGCUCCUUUGCCCCAGGCUCGAUGACGCUUCUCUUGGGCCAACCAGGCGCGGGCAAGUCGUCGCUCUUGAAGCUUCUGAGCGGCCGCCUCACGCGUAUGCGCAUCGACGGUCGCAUCACGUACAACGGUGUCCCGAUGCCCGAUGCUGCAGCUAGGGCGGCGUACGUGGGUCAGCGCGACGACCACGACGAGUCGCUCACGGUCAAUGAGACGCUUGCGUUCGCAGCUGCUUGUGGCCGCGCGCCGAUGGACACAGCGGCCGUCGUCCAUGCUCUCGGCCUCGGCACGUGCGCCGACACGACGAUUCGCGAGCUCUCAGGCGGCGAGCGCAAGCGUGUCACCUUUGGUGAAAUGGCCUUUGGCGAUGCCCCCAUUGUGUGCUUGGACGAGAUUAGCACCGGUCUCGACAGCGCGACGACGCACCGGCUCGUGUCGCUGCUCAAGGACGUCGCGACCGCGUCUGGCAAAACCGUGGUUGUGGCGCUUUUGCAGCCGACGCCACCCGUCGUCAACCUCUUCGACUCGGUGCUUUUGCUCCAUUGCGGCCACGUGCUGUACCACGGCCCCGUUGUGGACUGCAGCGCGUACUUUGCCUCGAUCGGACUUGUGUGUCCGCUUGAGCGCGACGUCGCGGACUUUCUGCUCGACUUGGGUGCGCCGCAAAUGGCCGCCUACUGCAGUGGGCCGAAUGUGCCCCGGGACAGCGCGUCGCUCGCGUCGGCGUUUCGAGCCUCGCCACUGUACACGCCGUCGGAACCAGUCGUAAUGGCGUCCGUCGCGCCUCUGCCACCAUCGACGGUGGUGUCGCCAUAUCGUGCGCUAUUGAUGCGGCAGCUGCGCAUCUUCUUCCGCAACACGAGCUUUGUGCACAGUCGGCUCGUGACGGUGAUGGUCAUGGGCUUGAUGUACGCAACGACCUUCUACAAUGUCGACCCGGCGACGCCGGCAACAUUGCUCGGUGUUGUCUUUUCAACGUCGAUCUUUCUCGCGCUCGGGCAGAUUGCGACGCUGCCGUCGCUGCUGCUCGGUCGGUCGACGUACUACAAGCACACGCGCAGCCGGUUCUUUUCGCCGUUUGCAUUUGUCGUCGCGCAGUCGCUGGCACCUGUGCCGUUUGCACUUGUGGAGACGCUCAUUUGCGGCAGUCUCGUCUACUGGUUCGCGGGCUUUGCAGCGUCGGCGUCAGCAUUUGGGCUCUUCAUUCUACUGCUCCUGCUCACCAACCUCACGUUUGGCGCGUGGUUUGGCUUGAUUGGCGCGAUUUCGCCGAGCAUGUACAUUGCCGAUCCCAUGGCGCUUCUCACGAUCCUUGUCACGGUCGUCUUCGCAGGCUUCGUCGUCCCGCUGCAGUCGCUGCCACCGUUUUUGAGGUGGAUCUACUGGCUCAACCCGUUGGCGUGGUGCAACCGCGCCAUCACGAUUAGCGAGUAUAUGGCAGCCAAGUACGCGCGUUGCGAGCACCAAGGCAUCGACUAUUGCCAUGCGACCGGCGCGACGUCGUUUGGGCACGCGCAACUGCAGACGCUCGGCCUCCCACACGACGCAGCAUGGGUCGGAUACGGGGUGGUGUUUCUUCUCGGGAGCUACGUCGCCUACGUCGGCGCGACGAUGCUAGCUCUCACCUACGUCGAGUACAACGACGGCCAGGCCCAUCAUGUCGCCGUCGUUCGUACCACGUCGACGACGACGGGCGACUACACCGAGGCGCCGAUGCAUGAACGCAUCGACAUCCACGAACCCCUGCAGGCGGCACCGCCGCAAACGCUCAUGACGCUGGCGUUCCAAGACAUUUCGUACGCAACUCGUGACGGUGUACAGCUCCUCACCAACGUCAGCGGCUACGCGCAGCCGGGGACGAUCACGGCGCUCAUGGGUCCGUCCGGCGCCGGCAAAACGACGCUGCUCGAUGUGCUCGCCGGUCGUAAAACCGCGGGCACGACCACUGGUUGCAUCACGGUCAACGGGGUGCCGACGCAGAGUGUUGCGCGGUACGCGGGCUACUGUGAGCAAGACGACGUGCACUGCGAAGCGACCACGUUCCGAGAAGCACUGCACUUUAGCGCCCUCUUGCGGCAACCGAGCCACGUGCCAACGUCUGCAAAGAUCGCGUUUGCCGAUAUGUGUUUGGCUCUCCUCGACAUGCACAGCCUCGCCGACAAGCUUGUCCGCGGGUCGUCGGUCGAGCAAAUGAAGCGGCUCACGAUCGGCGUCGAGCUCGCGGCGUCGCCGACGAUUCUCUUUUUGGACGAACCGACGUCGGGUCUCGAUGCGCGGUCGGCCAAAAUCGUCAUGGAGAGUGUCCGCCACGUCGCGUCGACCGGGCGCACGGUCGUGUGUACGAUCCACCAGCCGUCGACCGAGGUGUUUGCCCUGUUUGACGCGCUGUUGCUGCUGCAACGGGGCGGGACGACGGCCUUUUUUGGACCGCUCGGGCCCAAAAGUGCGCACUUGCUAUCGUACUUUGAGGCGUGGCACAAGGCGCCACCACAGGACGUCAACCCGGCCACGUGGAUGCUCGAUGUCCUCGCCGACGAUCGCAUCGAUUACGCCGAUCGCUUUCUCAAGUCCAAGGAGCACGAUGCCCUUAUGUCGGCGCUCGCAUCGACCGGUGUCUCGGACCUAUCGGCGCCGUCCGCUGGGGCGCCGCUCGUGACGCAGUGCUACCUCUUGACGACGCGGUUCUUUCGUGUCUACUGGCGCACGCCCGAGAGCCUUCGGACGCGGCUCUACAUUGCAAUGGGCCUCGCACUGCUCUUUGGUCUUGUCUUUGCCGACGUGCGCUACGAGACGUACACUGGUGCGACGGCCGCCGUUGGCAUGGUGUACAUCACGACGACGUACAUGGGCUACAUCAGCUUUAACAGCGCGAUCCCGCUCGCCUCGGAAGCCCGGCGCAGCUAUUACCGCGAACGCGCCGCUUCCACGUAUGCCCCAUUGGCGUAUUUUGUUGGCUCGACGCUCGUGGAAGUACCGUACGCGAUGGCCACGGCCUUGCUCUUUACCGUCAUUUUUGCGCCGCUCGUCGGCAUCGCGACCGCUGCGAUCGGACUCUACACGGUGUACGUGUGCUUGCUGCUGCUGCUGUACGUCUACAUGGGCCAGCUCAUGGUGUACCUGCUUCCGACGCCGGAAACAUCGAUCCUCCUCGGCAUCCUCCUCAACUCGAUCUUCUUCCUCUUCUACGGCUUUGUGCCGCCAUCGUCGCAGAUCCCAUCUUGGUACCAAUGGCUCUACAUAAGCACGCCGCCGCAGUACGGCAUGGCCUUACUGGCCGCCGAGGCCUUUGGGCAGUGUACGAGUCGCAACUCCGUGGGCUGCGGCGUCGUCCACGACGCACCGUUGGCGCUGCGCCGCGCGAUCGGUGUCGACGCACCAAUGGUCCGCGAUUAUGUCGCGUUCGUGUACAAGAUGCGCAUCGACGACCAGACGCGCAACCUCGUCGUGACGGUCUUGAGCAUUCUCGGUGUCCGCCUUCUCGCGCUCGGUGCGCUUCAAUUUGUCCAGUAUCGAAAGCGAUAA